This is a messenger RNA of Arabis nemorensis, 1884 nucleotides long. Lineage: Eukaryota; Viridiplantae; Streptophyta; Magnoliopsida; Brassicales; Brassicaceae. The record is from the annotation of a GenBank genome assembly.
AUGGCGUCGUCGCUUCUCAGAAACCCUAAUCUCUCAUCAACAACAAUCACAACCCCUUCUCUUCCCGCCUUCUCUUCCAAAUCCGCACCUGUUUCAUUCCGUUUCCGACCAUCCCGUCACCGUCAAUUCUCCCUCCGCGGCGAAUCCCUUCGCAUCUCGAGUUCCGUCUCCGAUCCUUCACCUCUCCCACCUCAUUCCCUCCGUCGUCGCCGUCCCGAAUACAUCCCUAACCGCAUUUCCGAUCCAAACUAUGUCCGCGUCUUCGACACGACUCUCCGUGACGGCGAACAGUCUCCCGGAGCUACUCUCACCUCCAAGGAAAAACUCGACAUCGCGCGUCAGCUAGCGAAACUCGGCGUAGACAUCAUCGAGGCUGGGUUCCCCGCCGCGUCGAAGGACGAUUUCGAAGCGGUUAAAACCAUAGCGGAAACAAUCGGAAACACCGUCGAUGAGAACGGAUAUGUACCUGUUAUAUGUGGACUCUCUAGAUGCAAUAAGAAAGAUAUCGAGACUGCUUGGGAAGCUGUGAAAUACGCUAAACGCCCAAGGAUCCACACUUUUAUCGCUACGAGCAACAUUCACUUGGAGUAUAAACUGAAGAAGAGCAAAGAAGAAGUCAUUGAAAUCGCUAGGAACAUGGUUCAAUUCGCGAGGAGCUUGGGUUGCGAAGACGUCGAGUUUAGCCCAGAAGAUGCCGGAAGAUCCGAGAGAGAGUUCCUGUACGAGAUUCUUGGUGAAGUUAUAAAAGCUGGAGCAACAACACUCAACAUACCUGAUACUGUUGGUAUAACUUUGCCUAGUGAGUUUGGUCAGUUGAUUGCUGAUAUAAAGGCUAAUACUCCAGGGAUCGAAAAUGUUAUCAUCUCAACGCAUUGCCAGAAUGAUCUUGGACUCUCUACGGCCAACACUUUAUCUGGGGCACAUUCGGGUGCGAGGCAGGUGGAGGUGACUAUCAAUGGAAUCGGUGAGAGAGCUGGAAACGCUUCACUGGAAGAGGUUGUGAUGGCCAUAAAAUGCCGUGGAGAUCAUGUAUUAGGAGGUCUAUAUACCGGAAUCGAUACUCGACACAUUGUUAUGACAAGCAAGAUGGUUGAAGAUUACACUGGAAUGCAAACGCAGCCCCAUAAGGCUAUUGUAGGAGCAAAUGCCUUUGCACAUGAAAGUGGUAUCCAUCAGGAUGGAAUGCUAAAACACAAGGGUACAUAUGAAAUUAUAUGCCCCGAAGAGAUUGGACUUGAACGAUCAAAUGAUGCUGGCAUUGUCUUGGGGAAGCUUAGUGGGCGUCAUGCGCUAAAAGACCGUUUGACUGAGCUUGGUUAUGAAUUGGACGAUGAGCAGCUAAGUACCCUUUUCUGGCGCUUCAAAUCUGUGGCCGAGCAGAAAAAGAGAGUUACCGAUGCGGACAUAAUAGCUCUAGUAUCUGAUGAAGUUUUCCAACCAGAAGCUGUGUGGAAACUCCUGGACAUUCAGAUAACUUGUGGAACUCUUGGGCUUUCAACAGCAACUGUAAAACUUGCUGCAGCUGACGGCAAAGAGCAUGUCGCUUGUUCUAUGGGAGCUGGGCCUGUAGAUUCAGCUUACAAGGCAGUAGAUCUCAUCGUAAAGGAACCGGCGACUCUGCUUGAGUACUCAAUGAAUGCAGUAACAGAAGGCAUUGAUGCCAUUGCAACCACACGAGUUCUUAUCCGCGGAGACAGCAGCUACACAUCUACAAACGCAAUAACCGGUGAAGAAGUUCAAAGGACCUUCAGUGGAACCGGAGCAGGGAUGGACAUUGUGGUUUCAAGCGUCAAAGCUUAUGUGGGAGCUUUGAACAAAAUGCUUGACUUCAAAGUAAAAUCUCCCACAAAAAUCCCUUCUCAGAACAACAAAGUCGCUGCCUGA